Molecule: messenger RNA, 1392 nt
Organism: Saccharomyces mikatae IFO 1815
Lineage: Eukaryota; Fungi; Ascomycota; Saccharomycetes; Saccharomycetales; Saccharomycetaceae
Gene: LTV1
Product: ribosome biogenesis protein LTV1
Exons: 1
Coding region: 1-1392 (463 amino acids)
Biological process (GO): ribosomal small subunit export from nucleus; ribosomal small subunit biogenesis
Cellular component (GO): preribosome, small subunit precursor; cytosol; nucleus
Source: RefSeq, a predicted model, not a curated record
AUGUCAAAGAAAUUUAGUUCUAAAAACUCCCAAAGAUAUGUGGUGGUGCACAGACCUCAUGACGAUCCUUCAUUUUAUGAUACAGAUGCAUCUGCGCAUGUUCUAGUUCCUGUUUCUAAUCCAAAUAAGCCUGGUACCGAAGCGGAUCUUCGAAAAAAAGAGGAAGCUUUUGUAAAACCAAAGGAUAACAAAGCACAUGUUGGGGAAGCAGCUUUAUAUGGCAUUAAUUUUGAUGAUUCCAAAUAUGAUUAUACACAACAUUUGAAGCCAAUAGGCCUUGACCCUGAAAACUCCAUUUUUAUAGCUUCCAAGGAUAAAGAACGUAAUGUUGAAAAAAAGAAUAUUGAAGACCUAUUCAUCGAGCCCAAAUAUAGACGUGAUGAGAUUGAAAAGGAUAAUGCCCCACCUGUGUUUCAACGAGGCGUGGCUAAGCCAGACUAUUUACUGCACCAACAAGAUACCACCGAUGAUAUUAAAGGUUUCAAACCUGACUUGAAUCCAGCAUUAAGGGAAGUGUUGGAAGCAUUAGAGGAUGAAGCAUAUGUUGUGAAUGAUGAUAUUGUAGUCGAAGAUCCAAAAAGAAAAGCACAAUUUCAAAAUAAUGACUACGGAGAAGAAGAAAAAGAAGACGAUGUUUUUGCACAGCUAUUAGGAAGCGGUGAAGCAAAGGAUGAGGACGAGUUCGAAGGCGAAUUCGAUGAAUGGGAUAUCGAUAAUGUGGAAAAUUUUGAAAAUGAAAAUUACGUCGAAGAAAUGGCCCAAUUCGAUAAUAUUGAUAACCUAGAGGACCUAGAAAAUAUUGAUUAUCAAACUGAUGUUCGAAGGUUCCAAAAGGAUAUAUCCACUAUAGAGAAGUACAAUUCUGAUGACGAGUUUUCUAAUGCCGGUCCAGAAAGCGUAAACCCUUCUGAAGAGGAAGAUAUAUUGGGAGAAUUGCCCUCCAUCCAAGACAAAAGUAAGGCUGGAAAAAAGAAAAGAAGAAGCCGUCAAAAGAAAGGCGCCAUGUCUGAUGUGUCUGGAUUUUCCAUGAGUUCAAGUGCUAUUGCCCGUACAGAGACAAUGACAGUGCUGGAUGAUCAGUACGAUCAAAUCAUCAAUGGCUACGAAAACUACGAGGAAGAGCUACAAGAAGAUGAAGAGGAGAAUUAUCAAACUUUUGAUAUGUCAGCAGAAAGAUCAGACUUCGAAUCAAUGCUUGAUGACUUCUUAGACAAUUAUGAGCUAGAGAGCGGUGGUCGUAAGCUGGCUAAAAAGGAUAAAGAAAUUGAAAGACUGAAGCAGGCAGCAGAUGAAGUAAGUAAAGGUAAAUUGUCCCAGAGAAGAAAUCGUGAAAGACAAGAGAAGAAGAACCUUGAACAAGUCACCAAUACCCUAGGCAGCUUAAGAUUUUAA